Messenger RNA from Symbiodinium necroappetens, 3123 nucleotides. NCBI's taxonomy places the organism in Eukaryota, Dinophyceae, Suessiales, Symbiodiniaceae. The record is from the annotation of a GenBank genome assembly.
GAGGAGCGCACCAGAGUUGGAUGCAUGGCAGAGUGUGAAACACGGGCUGAUUGCCAUGCCAUUGAUCGACCGCCAACGAUUGGCUUCGCCGAAUGCUGUCUUUUCACUGGCAACAACACCGGCAAUGGCGUCGCUGAUCGCUUUUGCUUCUCGAAGGAUGUGACGCGCACGCCACAAGCUGGAGAUCUCAUUGAUACGACUGUGACCGUACUUCCGGUGCCUUUCCUGGGCUACCUCACGCUGUCCUCCCACACUGUCGGCGUGGUGGCAACGGCCGAGAUGGGAUUGUGCCUUCCCUGGACGUGGUGCGGAUUCAUCGUGAAGGACUGCAGCGGUGCUAUCUUGUACAAAAUCGAAGUAGACACUUUGCCGGACAUUGAUGGUGAUGGGACAGUGCUACCAGGUACCGCUGGAUUGAGCUAUGUUAUCAAAGAUGCUGCUGGGUCGUAUCUCGGUCGAAGCAGCCAUCUGACAGACGGUUAUGAGCCCAUCCGGCUUCUGGAUGCUGAGAACAAGCAGGUCUCCAUGCUCAUCACGGCAGCUGGGUUUUGGCGACGGACUUUCUUCCCGCUCCGUUGGUUUGUCAACACCGCCGUCACGAGACAGCCCGCGUCAGCGGUGCCUCUUGCAGAUCCACGGUUGAUCACAAUGAUGGUCACCUUCCAGUUCCGCAAUCUAGGAUACUUUGGCAUCUUCUGGAUUCUUCUCCUGGUGAUCGUCGUGGUGGCUGUGUACUUCUACCUCAAGAGGAGCAGGGGGCUGGCCUACGAUGGUGGCUUCAGCAUUCGUGGCGGUUGGUUGAAGGGCUUGUCCUACUAUUCUCAAGCUGAUGAAGAGCAGGAGUUUCUGAAUGGCGGCGAUGGAGGAGGCUGCUGCACUGGACGACAAAAGAAGACACCGCAGGUCACGGUUUCCGUGGCUCGGACUCUGCCGCAGGCCGGCGGCGGUGGUAGGCUGACUUUGGAGAGAUUGGAUAUUCUUCCCGACGGCGAGUGCGACUCCCGGCCUCUGUUCCUGCUUACGGAGCAUCGGCAGAGGGCGGGGCUUUACAAAUAUGACGGGGCAGUAGAGGUACAGGUGCGGAAUAUCCCGUCCAUCUCAGCGGUGCUGUGUUUGGUGUUCCAGCUGGGUGCUUACGUGCUGUGCGAGCCAAAGAGCUGCCAGAAGGCCGUGCAUUUGGGCGUUGGAAACGACAGCACUCUGGGACCUCAUUAUAUGUACCUCAGAUUCCCCGGCCUCAACUUGGAAGCGUUUCCAGGAGCUGGAGGAAAGGGACCGCAGAUUUCGGAACAAGUUUCAAAGCAUCGCAGAGUUUCAGCAGUUCGAGCGAACCCUGCAGUGGUUCCGGGCGCACGACUGCACAGAGAGCCACCGGCUGACCCACUCUUGCUUCAAAGGACGCUCCGACUUCACGCAGACAGGCAUGCUCGUGCAGACCUUGGGACGCCGGUUUUUGACACCGAAGAGGACCUCGAAGGGUUGAACAAGGCAAUAGCCUGGCUGUACGACCGACGGAUUCCCGUCGUCUUGAUGGAGCGACAGACUCGCAUUUUCCCGCUGAUCUUCGACAUGGACUUGAAGGUUACAUCGCAGGACAUGCUGGACUCAGUGCCAGUCCGUAUCAAGCGGACGAGGCCCUGGCGAGGUCGUGUCGAUUUUUGCCGCUGGCACGGUGCCGACCAUUUUGUCCUCAGCAAGGACAUGGUGCUGCUGCGGCACCUGGGGAUGAUCGUCUUUCAGUUCUUCCCGGAUCUCCCCCUGAUCGACUUUUGCAUCUUCAAUGCAUCCGGAUGGGACAGAGUCAAAGAGUUGGUCAAGGUUUCCCUUCACCUCGUUGCUCCAUACGUGUUGGUCACGCCCGAUCGCCUUACCGCCAUUCGGGAGAGGAUGCUGGAGUAUCUGGGCGAAUGCUCAGAAGCUGAUGGUCAUCCACUGGCAGACCUGCUGCAGACCUAUCUCCAAGAGUCGGAGGACAACACUUGGGACAAGGUCGUGGAUCAAACCGUGACAAGUGGGACGAAUGGUCUGCGCAUGCCGUACUGUGACAAAGCUCAGAGGAUCCUGAAGAGGGAGUUCGUGGACCGCAAGCGGCGGGGAGAGGUCUUCACUGAGCGGCAGCUCAUGGACCUCCACGCGUAUCUGAAGGAGGAGGCGGGCCGUCCUUGCCUUCCCGAGGGCAUCUUGCGGCUAAUCCCAGCCAAGAAUGCGGAAGACGAGAAUGCGCUGCCAGAGGCGAAGUGGAUGUGCAAAGGAGAUGACUUGCCGAUAGACGAAUGGAUUCGACUGGGAAGGUGUCGCUAUGCUUGGCGCAUGCCUUUGGCACCGCCAGGUCCGACCCCUUGGCGGCCUCCGCUUCGCUAUCAGUGGGUGGAGCCAGUCCCUCUCUGGGAGGAUCGCACCCAACUGAAAGGCAGCCCCGUGGUACGGAAAUUCCAUGGCUCGGCCGCUGAGUUCCGCAGCAACUGGGAAGAGGCCCUGAGCCGCUCUCCUAAGCUCUCCGGUCGCUGGCUGAUCUCGAGCAUUGACGCACGCUGGCGUGGCGGCCUGGAGAACGACUCCACUCAUGAGGUUCGCUACAUCGUGCGAGCUUCCCGUGUGAUUCUUCUGUUGUCUCCUGAAGUUGGGGCAGCUUUGGUUUUCACGGAGCUUCGCAAGGUCUUGGCUGGUUGGACGGAGCCGGAUGACUUUCUGUGUGUGCCCAUUUGCGGCUCCCCCUCCGACUCACACUCGUCAGCACUGCACACCAUCGUCGCUCCGUCGAAGGAAUUCCCAACCCUGCAGGCAGCUCUAAACGCUGUCCCAAGCGAUGAGCCUCUCCAUCGUGUUUUGGUGAGGUGCGGCACGCACGAGCUCCCAGAGACAUUGUGCAUCAAGCGGCCGGUCUUGCUGGAGGGGGAGGGCCGGUGGGAAACGACUUUGAGGAGCUUCAGCUUCAUCCCAGAACUGUACUGCCAGAGUUCUACUGAGCGAGUGCCACGCAGCCGGUCUGCCUCUGCGCCGGUUCGACCUGCGUCAUAUUCUGCACCCAAGUCAUGUCUCCUUCAUGUCUUUUUCAUGAUGCCUAGACACUCUGGAGCCCAGAAGUACAAACUACUUGUACUUCAUAGAUCCAGGUACUCGUAG